Mangifera indica (mango) is the source of this 676-nucleotide messenger RNA. RefSeq names its product NADH dehydrogenase [ubiquinone] 1 alpha subcomplex subunit 2. The transcript has 3 exons. Bases 98 to 394 code for a protein of 98 amino acids. Lineage: Eukaryota; Viridiplantae; Streptophyta; Magnoliopsida; Sapindales; Anacardiaceae. The record is from RefSeq and is a predicted model, not a curated record.
AGCCCUGAAGGUUUGUAAAACUGAGUCUGACAACAUAGCCUUUCGACCUCUCUGAACAUAGUCUCACCAGUUCGAUCAAACAGCAAUUGAGACAGCGAUGGCAUGGAGAGGAAAUCUAUCUCGAGCUAUGAAGGAACUGAGGAUCUUACUGUGCCAGACUUCGCCGUCGAGCUCUGCCACUAGAUCAUUUGUGGAGAAGAAUUAUAAGGAUCUCAAGACUUUAAACCCUAAAUUGCCAAUCUUGAUCCGUGAAUGCAGUGGCAUUGAGCCCCAGUUAUGGGCUAGAUAUGAUUUUGGUGUUGAGAAGGGCAUUCGUUUGGAAGGUUUGAGCGAGGCACAGAUCUCAAAGGCACUUGAAGACCUUGUCAAAGCCGGGGAAGCCCUUAAGGCCUGAAAGUCGUUACCCUUCGGGCCAUAUGGAAUCAAAUAAAUGGAUGAGUGGCAAGUUUCCCAUGACAGUUUGCACUUCUAUUUUAGCACUCUAGACAUUUAAUGUUGAUAAUCCAGUAUUCAAUAUUGUCUUGUUUCCAAGGCAGGGAAAUUGGUUUGAUAUGUUCUGUUUUUAGUUGAUGACAAUUCAAGUGUCAAUUUGUUUAAGUAGUCAAUACUACAAACGUAUUUCUUGGAUGCCUUGAAACAAGGUCUGCAAUCUAUCCGAGUAUUGUUGUUGCUCAAA